AUGGCAGAACGAGUGCUGGUAAUUGGCAGUGGGGGGCGGGAGCACGCACUGGCGUGGAAAUUGGCACAGUCCCCACAUGUCCAGCAGGUCUUGGUUGCCCCUGGAAAUGCUGGCACAGCAAACUGUGGAAAAAUCUCUAACUCUGCUGUUUCAAUAAAUAACCACUCCAUCUUGGCCCAGUACUGUAAAGACCACAACGUGGGCCUGGUGGUGGUUGGUCCAGAGGUGCCUCUGGCUGCAGGUAUAGUGGAUGACCUGACCGCAGCGGGCGUGGCUUGUUUCGGACCUACAGCCCGAGCGGCCCAGCUUGAGUCCAGUAAGAGUUUCGCCAAGAGUUUCAUGGACCGUCAUGGUAUUCCCACAGCCCGCUGGCGUUCCUUCACCGACCCUCAGGAGGCCUGUAGCUACAUCAGGGGAGCGGAUUUCCCGGCCCUUGUGGUGAAGGCCAGUGGUCUGGCUGCCGGGAAGGGAGUCAUUGUGGCUCGGGACAGGGAGGAGGCGUGUCAGGCAGCUCUGGACAUCAUGAAGGACAAAGCGUUUGGCUCUGCUGGGGAGACUGUGGUGGUUGAGGAGCUUCUGGAAGGAGAGGAGGUUUCUUGUCUGUGUUUCAGCGAUGGUUCCACGGUGGCUCCGAUGCCCCCGGCACAGGAUCAUAAGCGUUUGUUGGAUGGGGAUCAAGGACCUAACACAGGGGGGAUGGGUGCUUAUUGCCCAACCCCACAGGUUUCUGAUGAAAUGAUGAAACUGAUUAGAGAGAGUGUUCUUCAGAAGACUGUAGAUGGCAUGAAAGAUGAGGGCACCCAGUACGUAGGUGUGCUAUAUGCCGGCCUUAUGUUAACUAAACAGGGACCGAAAGUGCUGGAGUUUAACUGUCGCUUCGGCGACCCUGAGUGCCAGGUUUUGAUGCCCUUGCUCAAAAGCGAUCUGUAUGAGGUGCUAAGGGACACUCUACAGGGGAAACUAACAUCCAGCGCCCCCGUCUGGCUGGAGAACAGUACAGCAGUGACGGUGGUCAUGGCCAGUACAGGUUACCCAGGACCUUAUCAGAAAGGUGUUGAAAUCACAGGCCUUUCUCAGGUGGCAGAGCUAGGGGUACAGGUGUUCCAUGCAGGCACUGCCCUGAAAGAAGGGGGCGGGAUCAUUACCAGCGGUGGGCGUGUCCUCACUGUCACUGCAGUUCAGUCUACUCUGGAGGCGGCUCUGCACAGCGCCAACCAGGGCGUGGCCGCCGUCGGAUUCCCCGACGCUGUAUAUCGACGCGACAUUGGUCACCGCGCCAUCGCUCACCUCGCCCGUAACAGUGGGUUGACCUAUAAGGACAGCGGAGUGGACAUAGCUGCAGGGAACAAACUUGUAGAACUGAUUAAACCGCUGGCCAAGGCCACUUCCCGCACAGGGUGCAGUGUCGAACUGGGAGGUUUUGCUGGGUUAUUUGAUCUGAAAUCAGCUGGAUUUACAGACCCUAUCCUUGUAUCAGGCACCGAUGGUGUUGGCACCAAACUGAAGAUUGCUCAGGCGUGUAACAUUCACAACACUUUGGGCCAGGACCUGGUGGCCAUGUGUGUGAACGAUGUCUUGGCUCAGGGCGCAGAACCUCUUUUCUUCUUGGACUACUUCUCCUGCGGGCGUCUGGAUGUGGGCGUGGCAUCUUCCCUGAUAGCUGGUAUCGCCGAGGCCUGUAAGAUGGCCGGCUGUGCUUUACUGGGUGGUGAGACGGCAGAAAUGCCAGGUGUGUAUGGGCCAGGUGAAUAUGACCUGGCUGGGUUCUGUGUGGGAGCUGUGGAGCGAGGAGCUCUCCUCCCCAGGCUGGGAGAGAUCGGAGAGGGAGACCUGCUCAUCGGAGUCGCCUCCUCUGGAGUGCACAGUAACGGUUACAGCCUGGUGCGGAAAGUUCUGGAGCGGGCAGGACUUCAAUACAGCUCCCCUGCUCCCUUUGGGAAGCCUGGACAGACCAUGGGUGAGGUGUUGCUCACACCCACUAAAAUUUAUAGUCGAAUUCUCCAGCCGGUCCUGCGCAGUGGGGCUUUGAAGGCCUAUGCCCACAUCACGGGAGGUGGACUUUUGGAGAACAUCCCUCGCGUGCUUCCGCGACAACUUGCAGCAGACCUUGACGCCUCGCGCUGGCGUAUCCCACCCGUGUUCUCCUGGCUCCAGAAAGAGGGAGGUCUGUCUGAGGAGGAGAUGAGCCGUACGUUCAACUGCGGUCUGGGCGCGGUGCUCGUGGUGGGCCGACAAGACGCCCACAGGGUCCUCAGACAGGUGCAGUCCCAGGAAGAGGCUUGGAUUGUAGGCUCACUGACCUACAAACAGCCCGGUGCGGAGGCUGUAGUUAUCAGGAACCUGGGACGCGGCCUGAGGGAAUGUCCCUCCCCCGACACAAGCACCCUGCAGAACGGAGGUGGACAGGGCGAACACGCGUCUCGCCGGAGGGCUAAAGUGGCAGUGCUCAUCUCUGGGACAGGCACCAAUCUACAGGCGCUGAUGGAGCAAGCAAAGAAACCCUCCAGCUCGGCAGAAAUCGUGGUGGUCAUCUCCAACCGACCGGGCGUGCUUGGCCUGAAAAGGGCCUCCAUGGCUGGCAUCCAAACCCGGGUGGUGGACCAUAAGCUGUACGGGAGUCGGGCAGAAUUUGACAGCACCAUCGACCGUGUGUUGGAAGAGUUUGCGGUCGAGGUGGUUUGCCUGGCAGGCUUCAUGAGGAUCCUCACUGGCCCCUUUGUCAGAAAGUGGAACGGGAAACUGCUGAACAUCCACCCGUCUCUCCUCCCCUCCUUUAAAGGGGUGAAUGCGCAGCGUCAGGCGCUGCAGGCUGGCGCUCGAGUCUCUGGCUGUACGGUGCACUUUGUGGCGGAGGAGGUUGAUGCUGGGGCUAUCAUUGUGCAGGAGGCAGUGCCUGUGUUGAUAAAUGACACGGAGGAAAGCCUAUCAGACCGGAUCAGGGAGGCGGAGCACAAAGCCUUCCCGGCUGCUCUGGAGCUGGUGGCCAGUGCAGCGGUGAGGUUGGGAGAUGACGGCCGAAUCGUGUGGAGUUCAGUGCAAUGCUAGGGGGACAAGAGAACUCUACCCAACACCUGAAAUCAAGAACUAGCAGCAGACUUUAGGCGAGAGAAUAGUCAUAGAACAUCACUACAUUUUCAGUAAGUCUGGAGAGGUUUCUUAACGGUGUAAAAUCUACAUUCCCCCUGGUUCCAGACUCUUUACUCACAGUUUGGCUUUGUCCAUGAGCAAUACUAAUACACUUUACCCACAUUUCUUUCCGUAUUAACAUGGCCUGAAAUCAUCCGUUCAGACGCUC
Molecule: messenger RNA, 3295 nt
Organism: Chanos chanos (milkfish)
Lineage: Eukaryota; Metazoa; Chordata; Actinopteri; Gonorynchiformes; Chanidae
Gene: gart
Product: phosphoribosylglycinamide formyltransferase
Exons: 21
Coding region: 1-3045 (1014 amino acids)
Biological process (GO): 'de novo' IMP biosynthetic process; adenine biosynthetic process
Cellular component (GO): cytosol
Molecular function (GO): phosphoribosylamine-glycine ligase activity; phosphoribosylformylglycinamidine cyclo-ligase activity; metal ion binding
Source: RefSeq, a predicted model, not a curated record